CUCAGAUUCGUUCAGCUCCAGUCAUCAUUUCAGCUUGUCACCAAUCCUUCCACUCGUUCUCUCAAUCUUGGUGACUUUUCUUCGUUUGACUUUCAUCUAGUGAUUGCCUGCUGUAUUACUCGUACUUGUCUUCCAUCAUGAUGGCUGCGUCGGGAUCGCAGGGCGACGGCCUUGUGCUGGACGCCAUCCGCCUCAUGCUGUCCAACCACCCAAACUCAACCGCUGAGCUCGAGCGACUCGUGCAGAGCCAUCGACCUCAGCAGCAGCAGCAACAACAACAUGGCGCUGGAUUUGCUUCUGCUGGCAGUGGUGCCCGGGCUGGUCCCGCCGCUUCCUCUGCUGCUACUGGCUCUGCUGCUCCUGCAUAUACAAUGAUACAGAUGCCGCGACCUGCAUCAUCGACCGUCACAUCCGCAACGCCCAUGACGUCCUUGCUGACACCCUUGCGUGGCCCAACGGCACCGACUCCAGCUGCUGCUGCUGCUGCUGCUGCUGCUGCGAACACUUCUGGCAAUCGGCCUUCUCAACAGCCUUCAUUGGCGGCUGGCAAAGCGAGUGGCAGUGCCACAGCGUCAGGUCUCAAUCCGAAACAACCAAGAUUGUUCCAGCCAACAAUGCCUGCCGGAUUGGGCAUUGACUCGCUCAGCGCGUUUAAUGCCCAGCCCGAAGAUACCAAGCCAGUUCAAUCCAAGACCGCUGGCCGGGGUCGUGGCCGAGGAGGCGCUGCUGCACCUCCGACCCAUGCUGCUGCUCCUGCGCCAACAACAACAACACGGAGGCCGGCCACGACCAGAGCGGCAGCACAGCGCAAGACGAAUCAGCGUGGGUAUGCUGCCGAUGAAGAUGAAGAGGAUGACGACGACGACGAUGACGAGAACAACGAGUCGGACGACGACGCUGACGAGGAUGGUGCCGCCGCCAGCGAGCACGAAGUCGAUGAAGACGACGACGAGCAAGACAGCAGCGAAGACGGGGAUGAUCACGAGGAUGCCGAGCAAACAGAGUCCGCGGAGAGCACUGACAGUGAAGGCGGCAAGCAAUCGCCUGCGCCUCGCAAAGCAACCGCGCGGAAAACAAAGGAGAAGCAGAUUGCACUGCAGCAGCAGCAGCAGCAGCAACAACAACAACAACAACAACAACAGCAAGCAGCACCAGCAGCACCACCGAAACGGCGAGGGCGACCACUGACCCAAGAGCAAAAGAUUGCCGCCGCUUCGUUGCGCGAAGCAAUGAAAGCACAGGCGAGAAAACAGCAGCAAGCAAGCAUCAACCAAUUCGACUCCGACUCUAGUGGCGGUGCUCAAAGCGGUGAUUCCGACACUGACGCAUCAGGCACACGUCCUGCCAAGAGAUCCAACACAGACCCUGCAGCUGGCCCCGCAAAGCGAGCUCGCAGCGGGCAGUAA
This is a messenger RNA of Capsaspora owczarzaki ATCC 30864, 1406 nucleotides long. RefSeq lists its product as hypothetical. The transcript has 2 exons. The coding region runs from base 138 to 1406 and encodes 422 amino acids. NCBI's taxonomy places the organism in Eukaryota, Filasterea, Ministeriida, Capsasporidae. The record is from RefSeq and is a predicted model, not a curated record.